Oncorhynchus keta (chum salmon) is the source of this 2204-nucleotide messenger RNA. RefSeq names its product solute carrier family 25 member 48-like. NCBI's taxonomy places the organism in Eukaryota, Metazoa, Chordata, Actinopteri, Salmoniformes, Salmonidae. Gene Ontology annotation, biological process: transport. The record is from RefSeq and is a predicted model, not a curated record. Bases 155 to 1576 code for a protein of 473 amino acids. The transcript is spliced from 9 exons. Gene Ontology annotation, cellular component: mitochondrion. Gene Ontology annotation, molecular function: transmembrane transporter activity.
GUUUACAAAGAUGCUUGGAAAGUACAUUUGUUUUACUUUGUUUCUACCCCGCUUGUCUGUAUCGACUUUCGAUUCCAGACAAUUAAGAUUUCUGCUCACAAGUGACUGACUGGUGACAGUGACAAAAGAAAAGGUAUAUUAAGAGCAUCCAAAAAUGAAUUGUUUUCAUUUAGAUGACUUCCUUGCAGGGUGGAUUGGAGGAGCUUCCAGUGUUAUUGUGGGUCAUCCUCUGGACACAGUCAAGACUCGUUUACAAGCUGGGAAAGGAUACAAGAACACCCUUCACUGUGUCCUCCAAAUCUACAGAAAGGAAACGAUUGCUGGCUUCUUCAAGGGUCUCUCCUUCCCGCUGGCCAGCAUCACUGUGUAUAACUCAGUGGUGUUUGGGUUCUUCAACAACACACAGAGGGUUAUAAGCAAGUUCCGCCAUGGUGACGAGAGACAGUCGUGUGGUAUGCUGGACAUGACCCUGGCCAGCAUGUUGACAGGGCUGAUGUCAGUGGGACUCGGAGCUCCGGUCGACUUAGUUAAGAUAAGACUGCAGAUGCAGACUCUGCCCUGUCUAGCAGAGAACCUGGACCUCGCCGGGACGACCGGAAACGUGAACAGUAACAUCGCCGUGCGCUCCAUGACUCUCCAGGGCCAGCCGACCUACAGAGGGCCCAUCCACUGCAUCAGUUCCAUACUGCGGACCGAGGGGAUCCGGGGGCUUUACAGAGGAGCCGGGGCCAUGGUCCUGAGAGAUGUCCCUGGGUACACGCUGUACUUCAUCCCCUACGCGUUGUUCCGUCGCUGGCUAUCCCCUGAAGGGAGGUCAUCACCUCAUCCCUGUACUGUAUGGGUGUCUGGAGGACUGGCAGGUUCUAUCUCGUGGGUCACGGCUACUCCAGCAGACGUGUUCUAUCUCGUGGGUCACGGCUACUCCAGCAGACGUGUUCUAUCUCGUGGGUCACGGCUACUCCAGCAGACGUGUUCUAUCUCGUGGGUCACGGCUACUCCAGCAGACGUGUUCUAUCUCGUGGGUCACGGCUACUCCAGCAGACGUGUUCUAUCUCGUGGGUCACGGCUACUCCAGCAGACGUGUUUCUGUCUACAGGUUCUAUCUCGUGGGUCACGGCUACUCCAGCAGACGUGUUUCUGUCUACAGGUUCUAUCUCGUGGGUCACGGCUACUCCAGCAGACGUGUUCUAUCUCGUGGGUCACGGCUACUCCAGCAGACGUGUUUCUGUCUACAGGUUCUAUCUCGUGGGUCACGGCUACUCCAGCUGACGUGUUUCUGUCUACAGGUUCUAUCUCGUGGGUCACGGCUACUCCAGCUGACGUGUUUCUGUCUACAGGUUCUAUCUCGUGGGUCACGGCUACUCCAGCAGACGUGGUGAAGAGCAGACUACAGGCUGACGCUCUCCACGCUAGGAAAUACAGAGGGAUUGUCCACUGCGUUGUUCAGAGCUACAAGACCGAGGGGAUACAUGUGUUUUUCCGCGGAGCGUCCGUGAACGCUGUCCGAGGCUUCCCAAUGAGUGCCACCAUGUUUCUGGGCUACGAACUCUCUCUGCAGUUCUUCAGGGGUCUCUAGUGUAUCUACACAAGGAUUAUACAUGAGACAUUAUCUUGACAGUUAUCCUCUUGUCCUAUAGGACACUCCAAAUGGUUUCCUCAGGAAGAUCAUUUGAAUCCUUGCAGCAUGAAAGUAGGGAGUGUCUUGACUUGAGAAUUGAUCUAGUUGAGAAUUAUCUGCGCUACUGGCCAUAAUACAAUCUAUUUAUAAAGUGUAAAUACUCAUUUCUUAUAUUAAGAAAAUAUCUUAAAUGAAAGUGCCUUACAUUAAUUGACAAAUGUAUACAUUUAAAUAUGUUGUGCUAUAAUAUACAGUAACAGUAUGCUUAAUAUAAAGCUGUACUGCAUGAAUUAACUCGUUUUAGGACCCAACAGUUAAAACCAGUUCUAACCUCCAUAAUGAUACGCACAUGAAUCAUUAUAUUUCAUUGGUGCCAGGCUUUUAAUUAAACUGUUUAAACUUUGUGAUUUGUAAAUAAGUAUGAGAGAGAUUAAAUGUCAUUCCUCAAGGAGGCAUAGUUUUGUACAUAAUUUUUUCUUAAAAGUUAUUUUAAAUGUGGGUUUUUUUGGGGGGGGAAUUCUUGUUACGGACUGUUUCUGUACACUUCUACUUGGAAAAUCUAAUAAACAUAUUGUUUCAAUUUAAA